UCGGUGCUGCGAGUGUGCCGAGAGGAGGGCCUCUGGACAUCAAAGGUUCCUUUUGUCCCCUUCAGAGUGGCAGGGCAGCCCGGCUGCUGGCGAUGACUCAGGCCUGGCCCUGACGUCACCCACGCCGGGCCACUGGCCUCCCUCUGCAGCCAGGAAACCGGCUGGGGAGUGGCACUCGCAGCUGCAGCGAAUCUCAAAAUAAGGAGGCCACAGCCUUUCUCCUCCUUUCCAACUCCUCACAGCACACCUUUCUUUCUUUUUCUUCUUCUUUUUAUCUGUUUUAAAGCCUCGUGGAAGGUUUUGCCUGUAGAUCAACUUUGCAAUGUGGGAAGUCAGAAUGAGUGACAUCAUCAGAAAAAUAUGUGGAGCUGAUCUCGACAAAGAGUGAAGAACCCAGAGCUAGAAAGCGGCCCUAACGCCUGAGCCCAGAGAGUUGGCAGCAUCUGGGCUUCAGAGGAGCAGCUCGACCGCAUCAGAUUGCCUUGAAGUGAGGCUCCACCAUGAGACUGUUCUUCUGACUACAAGAUCUCAGCGCUGUGAUCGCUGAUUUGUUGAACCAAGACUCUGAAGCUGAUAUGCAAUGUCACUUACAACAUUAAUCAGAUACUGCAUUUAAGAUCUUGAUGUGGAGGAGAUGGACAAUUUUGAACCAAGGAUUUCCAAGUGAUUUCUUCCAAAGCAUAGGAAACUAACUUGGUUAAGGCUGGUCUGCUCUAACUGAGAUGACAGUCAUGUCCCUUUCCAGGGACCUCAAGGAUGACUUCCACAGCGACACCGUGCUCUCCAUCUUAAAUGAGCAGCGCAUUCGGGGCAUUUUAUGUGAUGUUACUAUCAUUGUGGAAGACACCAAAUUUAAAGCCCACAGCAAUGUCCUGGCCGCUUCCAGCCUUUAUUUCAAAAACAUCUUCUGGAGCCAUACAAUCUGUAUUUCCAGCCAUGUCCUGGAGCUGGAUGAUCUCAAAGCUGAAGUGUUUACGGAAAUACUUAAUUAUAUCUACAGCUCCACAGUUGUCGUCAAGAGACAGGAAACAGUCACUGAUCUGGCAGCUGCAGGGAAAAAGCUGGGAAUAUCGUUUUUGGAAGACCUCACUGACCGUAACUUCUCAAAUUCUCCAGGUCCCUAUGUGUUCUGCAUUACUGAAAAGGGAGUGGUUAAAGAAGAAAAAAAUGAAAAAAGGCAUGAAGAGCCAGCCAUCAUGAAUGGGCCAAGGAUCACAAAUGCAUUUUCCAUCAUUGAAACAGAAAAUAGUAAUAACAUGUUCUCUCCACUGGACUUGAGGGCAAGUUUCAAAAAAGUCUCUGACUCCAUGAGAACAACCGGCCUUUGCCUGGAGAGGACCGAUGUCUGCCACGAGGCUGAGCCUGUGCGCACGCUCGCCGAGCACUCCUACGCAGUUUCAUCCAUCACUGAGGCUUACAGAAGUCAGCCUGCCCAGGAACAGGAUAACAGUUCACCUGGGAAAACAGGUAAAGAAAAUGGGGAAGCUCUUGCCACCAAACCGAAAACAUGCCGAAAACCAAAGACCUAUUCCUUACCCCAGGAUUCUGAUUCAGCAGCAGAAAACAUACCACCCCCUCCAGUAACCAACCCAGAGAUUAAUCAAGAAAGAAGUCCCCAGCCAGCCACAGUUCUCCCUCAUUCAAAAUCUCCCAGCAACGAGGGAGCUGUCCGUUUUUCCAGGGAAGAUGAAAACCAAGCUUCCAGUAUUCCUGGGCCACCAGGAGCAGAGGUCCCGCCUCUCGUUUAUAAUUGUAGCUGUUGCUCCAAAUCCUUCGACAGCAGUGCUCUGCUCAGCGCCCACAUGCAGCUUCACAAGCCAACGCAGGAGCCAUUAGUGUGCAAGUACUGCAACAAACAGUUCACCACCCUGAACCGAUUGGAUCGGCAUGAACAGAUCUGUAUGAGGUCAAGCCACUUGCCCAUUCCUGGAGGAAACCAACACUUUUUAGAAAAUUAUCCUACCAUUGGACAAAAUGGUGGUCCCAUUACAGGCCCAGAACCUUUACUAUCUGAGAAUAGGAUUGGUGAAUUUUCUAGUACAGGAAGUACUUUGCCAGAUGCGGAUCACAUGGUUAAAUUUGUGAAUGGGCAAAUGCUCUACAGUUGUGUUGUGUGCAAACGUAGUUAUGUGACUUUAUCCAGCCUCCGGAGACACGCAAAUGUCCACUCCUGGAGAAGAACAUAUCCUUGCCAUUAUUGCAACAAAGUGUUUGCAUUGGCUGAGUACAGGACAAGACAUGAAAUUUGGCAUACAGGCGAAAGGCGGUACCAGUGCAUUUUCUGUCUCGAAACUUUUAUGACCUACUAUAUACUAAAAAAUCAUCAGAAGUCUUUCCAUGCCAUAGAUCAUAGGCUUUCCAUUAACAAAAAGACAGCAAACGGAGGCUUGAAACCUACUGUCUAUCCAUAUAAGCUUUAUCGGCUACUGCCUAUGAAAUGCAAGAGAGCUCCUUAUAAGAGUUACCGCAAUUCGUCUUAUGAAAAUGCUCGAGAAAACACGCACAUAAGUGAGUCUGUACCCGGUACCUACAUUGUUCAGAAUCCAUGCAGUUCUGAAUUAUCUGCACUGAAUUUCCAAACUAGUGUAAACGCCUUGACAAACAGCCCAGCCAUCCCAUUAGAAGCCUCUGCGUGUCAGGACAUACCGACUUCUGCCAGUGUACAAAAUGCAGAGGGCACCAAAUGGCGAGAGGAAACAAUGAAGACUGACCUAGACAGUAACUUCUAUUCAACUGAGGUAUCAGUCUCUUCCACUGAAAACGCUGUCAACUCUGACCUCCAUGCAGGAGAUGGGCCUGUACCAUCCUUGAGUAAUGGCAGCGAGAACUCGGCCUCCGUGAUCAGCUACAGCGGCUCAGCACCCUCGGUCAUUGUGCACAGUAGCCAGUUCUCAUCCGUGAUAAUGCAUAGCAAUGCCGUUGCUGCCAUGGCCAGCAGCAGCCACAGAGCCCCUGCAGACUCAGCUGUCAGUCAGUCCCUGAAAGAGGACAGCAAGCCUGAAAUGGAUAAAGUGGGUAGGUUAGCAAGCAGACCCAAAAGCGGUAAGGAGAAAAAGAAAACUAUUCCAUGUAACAAAGCAGAAAUUCCAGAGGAAUCAAAAUACGUUGCUGAUCCUGGGGGAUCAUUAAGCAAAGCCACAAAUACAGUUGAAGAAACCAGUAAAAUUGAAACUUAUAUUGCAAAACCUGCUCUUCCUGGAACCUCCACAAAUAGCAACGUUGCACCCCUUUGCCAAAUAACAGUGAAAAUUGGGAAUGAAGCCAUUGUGAAAAGGCAUAUUCUGGGAUCUAAACUGUUUUACAAAAGGGGAAGAAGACCCAAGUAUCAAACACAGGAAGAGACAGUGCCCCAGGUAAGUGACCCAGAAACCCACAGAGAAAGCCCACUUGAACUUUGCCAGUCUGAGUGCGUGGAGAUGAGUGAAGUAUUUGAUGACGCAAGCGAUCAGGAUUCCACGGAUAAGCCAUGGCGUCCUUACUACAACUACAAGCCCAAAAAGAAAUCCAGACAGUUGAGAAAAAUGAGAAAAGGCAACUGGAAGAAAGAACAUGGGAGUAAGAGCCCAAGCGGUAAGUGUAAAUACCCAGCAGAAUUGGACUGCGCUAUUGGUAAGCCACCUCCAGACAAGGCCUUUGAGGAAGAAGAAAAUAAAGAGAUGCCUAAACUGCAGUGUGAACUCUGCGAUGGAGACAAAAUAUCAGGAGCUGGAAACCUGGGCAGGCCCCACCGGCAUCUCACUUCCAAGCCUCACAUCUGCGAGCUCUGUGCCAAGCAAUUCCAGAGUCCUUCCACACUCAAAAUGCACAUGAGGUGUCACACUGGAGAGAAACCGUACCAGUGCAAGACCUGCGGACGGUGCUUUUCAGUACAAGGCAACUUACAGAAGCACGAGCGCAUCCACCUGGGCGUGAAGGAGUUCAUCUGCCAGUACUGCAACAAGGCAUUCACAUUGAACGAGACCCUCAAAAUCCACGAAAGAAUCCACACUGGGGAGAAGCGUUACCACUGUCAGUUCUGUUUUCAGAGUUUUUUGUAUCUCUCCACAAAAAGGAAUCAUGAGCAGAGGCAUAUUCGGGAGCAUAAUGGGAAAGGCUUUGCUUGCUUCCAGUGCCCCAAAAUUUGCAAAACAGCUGCUGCCCUUGGAAUGCACCAAAAGAAACACUUAUUCAAAAACCCAAGUCAGCAGGAGAAAACCAGUGACAUGUGCCACGAGAAUUCAAAUCCUGCAGAGAAUCAACAUUUUGUUGAUUCCGAAGACAAUGACCAAAAGGAUAAUGUACAGACCAUUGUUGAAAAUACCCUUUGAGUGGCAA
This is a messenger RNA of Octodon degus (degu), 4314 nucleotides long. RefSeq names its product zinc finger and BTB domain containing 38 (gene Zbtb38). The coding region runs from base 723 to 4307 and encodes 1194 amino acids. Gene Ontology annotation, biological process: regulation of cytokine production; regulation of immune system process; negative regulation of transcription by RNA polymerase II. Gene Ontology annotation, molecular function: protein binding. The transcript has 5 exons. The record is from RefSeq and is a predicted model, not a curated record. Lineage: Eukaryota; Metazoa; Chordata; Mammalia; Rodentia; Octodontidae.